UGGGAACUUGAGCAAUUUUUCCGUGCGCAGAUUUGGCACAUAGAAAGAAUUGGUUGCAGGUGCAAUGUUCAUCAUCAUCCUGUGACUGGGUUAUUUAUUUUGAGAAAAGCUGUGAAUCGAGAAGAUGAACGUCAUCCUGGCUUGUUUAAUUGUGCUUCUGACUGCGUCUCAAACUCUGGCUGAAGAAAUGGAAUUCAAUGAAGACAGUUUCUAUCCAUACAGUGACCAAAUUCAGGCAGAAUUAGUAGAAGACCCAGUAUUUGAAAGGUAUCUGCUAAGGCCUGCAAGGAGACCUAAAUCUGAGAAAUUUUAUCCAAUAAUAGGAAAGAGGAACAAUGACUUUAAGGAAACCUCUCCAAAAAGGAAUAAAAUCUUCAUUGGACUGAUGGGCAAGAGAUCAUUACCUUCUGGGCAUAACUUCAUUGGACUAAUGGGCAAGAGAGCAUUAACUGCUGAGUCAGAAGAAAGAAUGAACGAUUUGUACUUCAGCAGGAGACAUACGAGACCUGUAACCAGUAACUGCACUAGACCAAUUAAAACAAAUAUUGCAGAGAGAAGGGAUGGGCUGUGAUCCAGCUAGGCCAGUGAUAAAAGGCCGCAUGGCCUGAAACGUUGGGGUGAUGCCCACAAAAGCAUAAAUAAAGGCUUUUUAAAUACUUCAAGAGUUGAUGGUGCUGUUCAAUUUCGCAUUACCCAGCUAGGCCAGUGAUACAGAGACCUGGGAUCAUGUGCCACACAUUGCUAAUCAGACUUCUGAAAGUGUAAAGGUGGCCAUAGAUGCAAAGAUCCGCUCGUUUGGCAAUGUUGGAUCUUUCCCCGAUAUACUA
Molecule: messenger RNA, 827 nt
Organism: Xenopus laevis (African clawed frog)
Lineage: Eukaryota; Metazoa; Chordata; Amphibia; Anura; Pipidae
Product: tachykinin-like peptide
Exons: 8
Coding region: 125-571 (148 amino acids)
Source: RefSeq, a predicted model, not a curated record